Molecule: messenger RNA, 702 nt
Organism: Symbiodinium natans
Lineage: Eukaryota; Dinophyceae; Suessiales; Symbiodiniaceae
Source: the annotation of a GenBank genome assembly
AUGGCCGGCCUUCCGCCGCCAAAGGAUGCGCUGACGGCCUUGUUGGCUGCUGACCCAGUCUUGUGCCAACAACUAGAGACCAAAGUGCUGCGGUUCUCGGCCAGUCAGCGAAAGCUCCUACCGGAGGCUGUGCAGGAGGAUCUCUCGCAGGUGGACCGGGGCUCUCCGCACGUGCCGCACAGCACCCCACCUGCGGCACCGCCAAAGCCACAUGCCUCGCAAGGGCCAUCGAGCACCAAGAUUUCAGAGACUAUCUGGAGCAAUGAGGAGAGGUCACUCUAUGUGCAAAAGCUGCUGCAGUCCGCCGGGCAGUCUGGGCAGCCCGAGAUGGGAAAUGCUGUUGCAAGAUUCCUUGAGGACUUGCUGGCCGAGAUCUCUGCUCCCCAGCCUUGGGUUAUGCUGCGAAGCUCACGUGGCCGCGUCUUCUUCUGCAACAUGAUCACGAGGCAGACGACCUGGGACCAUCCGCAUGAGGGUUCCCUGCUGGAGGCGGCAACGAUCUGCAAGCAACUUCUGCAGCUGGACGAACCUUGGCGAGUCGCUGCCCAAAAGGAAAUGUCCAAGGCCUUAACCAAGCAGGGUGGCAGCCAUCGAGCCCAGGUGAACCUCAUUUCACACCUCAUGGAAGUGGUAGAGCCUUGCCAGAAUCUGGAUCUGUCACCCCGUGCCUUGACACGAAGCGAUUUCAAUGCAGCAGUCUAA